Cannabis sativa is the source of this 990-nucleotide messenger RNA. RefSeq lists its product as uncharacterized. The record is from RefSeq and is a predicted model, not a curated record. The transcript is spliced from 2 exons. Lineage: Eukaryota; Viridiplantae; Streptophyta; Magnoliopsida; Rosales; Cannabaceae. Bases 1 to 990 code for a protein of 329 amino acids.
AUGAACAAGUCUGCUAUCUACUUUGGAGGAGUCAAUGAAGCUAAUAAAAGGGCUAUUCUGAACUUGAUGAAUAUGGAAGAAGGCUCUUUCCCUCUCAGAUAUCUGGGAGUAAAACUUCGACCUAAUAAAUGGAAGACUUCGGAUUGUGAUUGCAUUUUGGAUAAGGGGAAUUUGAAGCUUAAUAAUUGGGCUAGCAGAAAUCUUUCUUUUGUAGGGAGGGCACAAUUAAUUCAUUCGGUUCUUUUGGGGAUGAGGAACUUUUGGAUGACCCUAUUUAUUCUUCCCAAGAAAGUGACGGCUGCUAUUGACAAAAGUUACAGGGAUUUCCUUUGGGGGUCAAUGGAAAUCGAAGAUAGCAGCUGGUAUUUCAAGAAAAUCUUGAGACUCAGAGAGAUCAUUAACCGAGAUGCUCUCCUGGGGGCGGGUAAGAAUGGGAAAUUUAAGGCUAAAUUGUUUUAUAAUUCUCUCAUCACUGCUGAAAUAUCUGAGUAUGCGCCUACUAUUUGGCAUAAGAUUUGUGUGCCUAAGCGUAGGUUUAUUUGUUGGCAAGCUAUAAAUGAUCAUCUGUUGACUAGGGAUCACCUUAGUAGAGUGAUGGAGAUUGUUAAUAAGAACUGCCAUGUUUGUGAGAUGCACCCGGAGUCUCACAACCAUGUUUUCUUUGAGUGUCAUUUUGCCAAAUUGGUGAUGACUGAGAUAGGUACCUGGUUUGGGCUGAAUAACUGGCCGAGUGACUUCAAGCAAUGGAAGGAUUGGUGUUCGAAGAAGUUGAAGAACUUGCUGGACACGGUGAUGAACACUAUCAUGGCUGCUGCAGUUUAUUUUCAUUGGCUGAACAAGAAUGGCUGCUGGUUUAAUAGGUGUUGUCGGGCUCCUGGUUUGGUUAGCAGGGAGAUAAAAAAUGUUGUUAAGUAUAAAAUCAUGAGUCGUAGUUUUCAACACUUGAAAGGGAGGGAUUUGUACAUUAUUAAUGUAAUUAACAGCUGGUAG